This is a messenger RNA of Chelmon rostratus (copperband butterflyfish), 1357 nucleotides long. RefSeq names its product monoacylglycerol lipase abhd6-B-like. Lineage: Eukaryota; Metazoa; Chordata; Actinopteri; Chaetodontiformes; Chaetodontidae. The record is from RefSeq and is a predicted model, not a curated record. The coding region runs from base 146 to 1150 and encodes 334 amino acids. The transcript is spliced from 9 exons.
CGCGGGGCUCUCAUUGUACUUUGCCUUUAAGCGCAGAUGAAAGGCUGUUGUGUAAUUUGGGUGAAAGAGGAGUAGGAGGAGCGGACCGAAUGGAGGACAGCUUUCUGUGACAGACCGAGGAGGACUCAGACAGGAGUGUGCAGCCAUGGAGCUCAUAGUGCUAUCAGGAGGUGUUCUUGUUGUCCCCAUCCUCGCCUUCAUCACCUCCUUCCUGUUCUGGCCUGGAACGCUCCUCAAGGCCUACAACUGGUACUGGCGUCGCAGGCUGGGGCUGGUGGUCCGCUACUCUCACAGUGGAAGUUACCGCUUCUGUUAUUCCUGCCGCGGGACGCCAGGAGGCGCCACGCCAUCGUUGCUGCUGCUGCACGGCUUCUCCGCCACCAAGGACAUGUGGCUGCCUGUCAUCAAGUAUCUCCCCAGAAACCAGCAUGUGGUGUGUGUGGACAUGCCCGGGCACGAGGGGACGAGUCGCACCGGGGCAGAGGACUACAGCAUUCAGGGCCAGGUCGCCCGAAUCCACCAGUUUGUGCAGAGUAUCGGCCUGGAUAAAAGGCCCUUCCACCUGGCCGGGACAUCGAUGGGUGGGAACGUGGCAGGGGUUUACGCUGCCCAUUACUCCGCUCACCUGUCCGGCGCCACUUUGAUUUGCCCGGCAGGUCUGGUUUAUCCCACAGACUCUGAGUUCAUCAGUCGUCUGAAGGAGUUGGAGAACAGCCAGAAGGAGGAGUCGAUCCCUCUGAUCCCCUCCACCCCUCAGGAGCUGGAUGACAUGCUGAGACUCUGCUGCUACACCCCACUCAACCUCCCCCGGCAGGUCCUGCAGGGUCUCCUUGACAACAGGAUCCCCAACAAUGGUUUCUACAAAGAAGUGUUCAUGGAGAUUGUCGGGGAGAAGUCUCGUCACUCUCUGCAGGAAAACUUGCAUCUGAUCACAGCACCUGUGCAGGUCAUCUGGGGGAAGGAAGACCAGGUGGUGGACGUUUCGGGAGCGGCGGUGCUGCAGGCGGCCCUGCCAAACUGCCUGGUGGAGCUGCUGGACAACUGUGGUCAUUCUGUGGCGUUGGAGCGGCCCAGGAAAGCUGCCCAGCUCAUCAUGAACUUCCUGUCUGCGCAGGAAGUCAACAGUGAAAACGUUAAGAAACUUUCCUAAAGAAAACUCCUGAACUUUAUGCUGACAUAUGACCUCAUGAUGGAUAAUGAAGGCAAGAAUGAAGAUGAUGAGGAUAGGGACGACAACACGCAAAAAUGGGACAGUCUGUCAAAUAUUCCUGAAGUUUUUACAUGUUUGGUUCAUACCAUGAAGGAGGCUGUGGUCUAUGUUUUAGAUAUUAAUGGUGAAUUAAAUAUUCCAUGUUGA